Molecule: messenger RNA, 5800 nt
Organism: Cydia fagiglandana
Lineage: Eukaryota; Metazoa; Arthropoda; Insecta; Lepidoptera; Tortricidae
Product: rabankyrin-5
Exons: 21
Coding region: 1-3567 (1188 amino acids)
Molecular function (GO): metal ion binding; protein binding
Source: RefSeq, a predicted model, not a curated record
AUGUUUGUUUGCGCAGCGUCCAGCGAGGUGACGAAGCUUCAGCAGCACUUGGCGCUGCUGAAGGAGGAGUACAGUAAGCUGCAGAGUCACUGUGCAGAGGUGGAGCGCAAGUAUACACUUGCGGCCGCAUCGGCCGGUGACUUGAGCGAGACGAGUUUCGUCGCGCGGCUGCUCAUGACCGUGGCGACACUCUACGGCAGAGAAACCUAUUCAGACAUAGAAAUAAAGUUACAGAGCAAGUCUAUGCCGGGUCAUAAGUUUGUCUUGUGUGCCCGAUCUGAUGAUUGGAAUGAAGAAGCAUUGAAAGACCUGAAGGAGUUGGACUGGUCGGUACUCCCUGACGAUGUUGGUGCAGCACUGCUCAAAUGGCUUUACACAGAUGUAGUGGACCUGACUCGGGGAGACAUGUUUGCACUUCAGCUCAUGAAGUCCGCAGCUAACUUCAAGCUUAACGGUUUGGUGGGGAAGUGUGAACAGGCCCUUAUUGCCAGUGUGGGAGUCAGGACUUGUGUAAAGUUCUACUCUGCCGCUGAUGAGAUUGGGGCAUCGGCUCUCAAAGAACAUUGUUCCGGACUUAUUUCUGCUCACUGGGAUGAUCUCACAGGCGAAGACUUCGCGCACAUGUCGUCCGCGCUGCUCUACCGCAUGCUGAAGAGCAAGACGCCGCAGCCGCUGCACGGCGCCGUCCGGCUGCUGAGGGAGGACGUCGUGUUCCUGUGUCUCGUCGAGAACCACGCCAAUCUAACAGACAUCGUGAACGCGAUGUCGUCGCGCGGGGAGCUCCCCCUGGAGCUCGCUCUCCGCGGCCACAGUACCUCCAUCGCCACCACCCUUCUUCAGCACUGCGCUGACGCCAAUGCUAAGGGCGCCCGCGGCAGGACCUUACUGCAUCGGUCCAUAGACUCGAGGGAUUCGUUCUCCGCUAAGUUUUUGGUAGACAACGGGGCUGACUGUAACCUCACUACCAAGGAGGAAGGCGACACUGCACUGCACCUUAUAGCCGGAUUGACUGCAAGCUCUUGCGAUGAGGAAACUAUGGAUCAGAUGGCGGAAAUCGCGGAAGUCAUGAUUGAAAAAGGCGCUGAUAUUAAUCGACAAAAUCGGAAAGGAUUCACACCACUACAUCAAGCAGUCAUAGCACGAAAUCAAAGAAUAUUCGAUCUCCUACUCAAACAACCAGCUUUAGACACAAACUUGCGGACUCUAACCGACGAGCAUCCGCCCCUCUACUACGCACUAGUCGACGACAGGCGGGCUUCGAUCUCUUCCAGCGAAACUCUAGUCAUGAAUGGGUCUAACCCAUUCGAUACGCCAGUGACCAAUACUGCGGCGUUUACUGAAGACCCGGUGGAGGGAAAGACUGAGAGUAUCGUGGAGAGAGGGUUUGCUGCUAAGCUGUUGGCGAGAGGGUGCCAAAUGAAUCCGGUGUAUUCUGGCUCUGGGGAUAGCUUACUACACAUUCUGGCCCAGGGAUGGUUUGAGGACUCGGCUGUAUUUCUGACGGCGCAUCUAAACGGUGAUCUGAAUCACACAAACGAGGCGGGCCUCACAGCUUUACAUGCAGCAUGCGCUAAUGGCCUCGCACGCCUCACGGCCUCGCUGUUAGAACACGGCGCGAGGCCCAACCUACAAACCUCAUAUGGGGAGCAAGAGGAUACUGUUUACAGACAAACCCCUCUCCACUUAGCGGUGCUAAGCAACCACGAGACAGCGGUCCUAGCCAUACUGGAACACAAGAAACUCAUCGAGAAAGACGAUAUGCCCGCCACUGACCGUAGCAACGUCAGCCUACUGCCUAAUCUUAACUUGAAAAACUCUGAAGGAGACACGCCUGUCAGCCUCGCUCUGUCUGAAGGACACAAAAAUCUAGUGGCGCCCCUGAUAGAGGCCGGGGCGGACCCGAACGUGCGCAACGGCAAGGGAUUAACAGUACUACACCAGGCCAUUGUGGAGGAGGACUCCAAAACCGCCAUCUAUUUGUUAGAUCAUGGAGCAGAUAUGGACUCUUUAACGGAAGCCGGCGAAACGCCUCUACAGCUCGCCAUACAUUGUCGCCUCGGGCUCGUGGUAGAAGCUCUGUGCGUGCGAGGCGUAGACAUGAGUCGCCUCGACGCCAACGGAGUGCCGCCUCUAUGGGCAGCCCUUGAUUCUGGACAGGAAGAAGUUGCCAGCAUUCUGGUACGAAAUGGCGCUGAUGCUGACUGCUGGGGACCGGGGCCUGAUGGCUGCUUGCAAACUUUAUUACACAAAGCUAUCGACGAAAACAAGGAGAAUCUAGCGACAUUCCUGAUCCGUUCCGGUUGUGACGUGGAAUCGUCACGCCGCGCGGGCGCCGCGGGUGAAGGCGCUGACGUCGCCAACGAGAAACAGUCGCCGCUACAUCUGUGCUGCACCUGGGGGCUCACUGAUGUUAUACAGACUUUACUAGAACACGGCGCCAACAUCAACUCCAAAGAUUCCGAAGGCAAGACUCCCCUCCACAUCGCGAUCGAGAACCAGCACGAGGGCAUCAUCUCUCUCCUUCUCUCCCAGCCGGGCAUAGACUUGUCGGCGAGGGACAACAAGGGCGUGUCGCCUUUCGCUGCCGCGCUUACGGCUAGGAAUAAUAAGGCUGCGCAAGCCAUUCUUACUAAGAAUCCUUCGGCAGCGGAACAGGUGGACAAGAAAGGGCGGAACUUCCUCCACGUGGCUAUACAGAAGUGCGACAUGGAGAGCGUCAUGUUCCUGCUGUCUGUAGAAGUGGACGUCAACUCGCGUAUACAGGACAGCAGCACGCUGGCGCCGCCCUUGCAUCUGGCGGCCGCGGUGGGCAACGAGGUGUUGCUUCGGAGUCUACUACUCGCGGGCGCGAGGCCCAACGAUCGGGAUGCUCAGAAACGCACCGCCCUCCACGUGGCCGCGAGCGCCGGGCACGCCAACAUCGUGUCGGCGCUGCUGAGCGGCGGCGCGGAGUGCGGCGCGGUGGACGCGGCGGGCGACAACGCGCUGCACGUGUGCGCGCGCGAGGGACACGCCGCCGCCGCGCGCGCGCUGCUCGCCGACUCCGACGUCGACGCCGCCGCUGUCAACCUCAAAGGUCGCAACCCCUUGCACGAGUUGGCCUGGUGCAAGAAGGAUAACGCCGCAGCGAUCUGCGAAAUAUUUAUCGAGCUGAUGCCAGACUACCCCAUCAACAGGACUGAUUUGCAGGGCAAUACUCCGCUACUGUUAGCGUAUAUGAACGGGCAAGCGGCGAUGUGCAGGGUGUUGGUCCGCGCGGGGGCCUGUCUGGCACAGGAAAAUAAGGAUGGCGUUUCUAUAUUUAAUUAUCAGGUGGCGACAAAGCAACUGUUGCACCGGCUGCUCGACGCGCUGCCGGCGGAGGCGCCGUGGGCCGAGAGCGACCUGUGCCAGGAGUGCGGCACCAAGUUCACGCUCACCAUGAGGAAACACCAUUGUCGUCACUGCGGCCGAAUGCUGUGCAACAAAUGUUCGAACCAAGACGUCCCCAUACUGAAGUUCGGUAUGAACAAACCGCAGCGAGUGUGCGAGAUAUGCUUCAAAGUGCUCCAAGUGGGCGCCAGUUAGUGCCGCUGUGUUGGCAACACUGGCGACGAUAUCGAUUGCGUAUGAUUGGAUUUCCACUACCUUCACAGUCAAAAGACCUUUUAUAAACCUUAUUACAACGAGAUAAGGUCCUAUUAGAUGGAUCUCAAAGCGAUUUAGUACCGCUUGUGAGACCUAUGCGUGCGUAAAAAAAAGACACAUGUAAAUGCCACAAUGUAUUAAGAUGCUACUAGAUGGUGCGAAGUAUAAGAAGUAAGAACGCCUACGUCAUGUGACCGCAAAUUUUGUUAUAUGUCAGUGUGUCUCACUCUCUUAUUAAAGCAAAAUGUGAGACGCAAUACACAUUAGGUGGAAUACCACCCUAUGUUAAAGGCGGCUGAUGAAAAGAAUGCGUGUAGUUUUCGAUAAAAAAUUACAAAGUUCUGAUUACUCUACAUUUUCAAGCAAACCUUUCAUCUCACCUUAAUAAUGUUUUAGUAUGGUCAAUAUUAUAUAAACUGCUAACCUCUUUAUCUACAGACAGUGACUACCUUUUUAAAACUGUUCGGAUGGGGUAUGAAUACUGAAAAACAACAAAGCAAUACUGUUUUGUGUAAAAUAAUAAUUAAUUUUUAAACACUGUCACAAAAUGAUAUAAAAAAAGUGUGAAUGUAGUAUUGCCAAUAUUUAGUGGAUCUCUGCUGUGCAUAUUAACAGAUUUAUAUUGCGUUGAUACUACAUUUGUACAUUAUGUGAUGUAAGUUUCCAUCAAAUGAUUGUAUGAUCAAGAAAUACCGUAAUUUUCUUUUGUAUUUAAUCUUUAGGAUUUUUAUCAAUGAUACUCUUAAACCGUCAAAAUGUGUGGAAAAGAUUAAAAAAAUAAAAUUAGUGCCUCAAUGUUGGCAAAUUAUGUUUCGGUUCGAUGGAACAUAAUUUCACUAUGCCAAAGUCUGAUAGAGCGUGCUUAUAUUUUCAUUUAGAUUUUAAGUUCAAAUUAUUAUUCAUAUAGGAAUCAAAAUUGUAACUUUGUAUUUUAUGAUGAUAGGAUGGCAAAAAUAAGAUAUUUAAUCAGUACUUCCACUUAAUAAAUCUCCAAAAUGAACUUACGGAAUUAGGCGCACGUCCUUUUGUAGCCUUACCACGAGCUUGACACUGACAUAUUCGCUAGCGUCUGUGUAACUUACUAUGCCUCUCGUUCGAACUGGCAUAUUAGUGCGAUCGAGAUGUAUAGAAAGUAAGUUACGCGACAUUAGCGAAUAUGUCAGUGUCAAAGUCGUGUUAGCCAUACUAGUUUGCAACCCAUGAUGUAUUAAAUGCUGGAAUGGUCAUAGCAUUGCUACUCUUGGACUUCAUAUAAGGUAAAUGGAGCUCCCUUUAGUGUGUAUAGAAAGUCAAAAUACUGAUAGUAUCUAUGUAAGGAACUUCGUUUGUAGAAGUUAUGCAUGUUUUAGUUUCACUUCUCUCCACUCUUAUCGAAUGUUGCGCCAUUAAUAACAUUAUUAUUGUAUACAAAGUCAAUUUUUGAUACAUAUUUUAUUUACAUUAUUAGUAUUUAUUAGCAAUAAGAUUUUGACACAAUUGAUUUUUUUUAUUUCUAGACAUUAUUUAUAUUGUUGUGUCCAUUAUUGAAUGCUCUUAAAAUAUGUUUAUAUUUUUAAGGUCACUGAUUAAUUGUCUACACAUUCCAAAUUUAGCCUUUUGUGCAAGUAAAACUUGUAUUUUUGGCAUUUGCAAUAUUCUUAUGAACACUUACUAGGAUAAGGAGAGAAUGUUUUGUCAGAGGCUGUACUUUGCAACUACGAACAGUACGAACAGAUGUAGUGCAUAAUAGUUUUCCAUCGUAUUUUCUCGGAAACGUUCGUAUUUGUCAUGCUACUUCAGUCAACGUCAGUACUUUUUGUACCGAGACUGACUGAAAUAGCAAGACACGUUCGUAAGUUUCCGUAAAAAUACGAAGGAAAAUAAUUAUGCAUUCUCGCAUCACAUCUGUAUAUAUGAACAUGAACAUACAUUUAUUUGGCGUCUUAAUGCUUCAGAGUAGCUGUUAUUCUACACAUUUGGCUAUAACAGCUCCUGUGAAUCUCAAAAAUCGCCGCGUAUUAGAUAUAAUAGAUUUAUUUAUCUCUGCUAUUGAAUGAGUGCCAUUCGUCUUGAAAAACUUGCUUUGUUUCAAGAUGAGAUGAAAAUUUUUAUAGAGCUUCUUAUAUUUUAUCGAAUGAAUUAUUGUUUUCGUCCAAACUAUUAUUGCUGUAAUAAUAAAAUUUUAUAUGCCUUA